CAGUGCUAAAUCCGUGACACCAUCCCCUCCCAGACACACCAGUAACACACCAGUAACACCUCAAUAACAUGCUGGCAAUACAUGGGUAACACCCCAGUAACAAGCCAGGAACACACAAACAACAUCCCAGUAACACACCGGUAACACCCCAGUAACACACUAAUAAUAUCCCCAUUAACACGGCAAUGACACACCAGUAACAGGCCAGUAACAGGCCAGUAACAGGCCAGUAACAGGCCAGCAACACCCCAGUAACACACCAGCAACAGGGCAAUAACAUCCCAAUAACACGGCAGUAACAGCCCUGUAUGGCCCACCAGUAACACCCCAGUAACACGGAAAUAACACCCCCAGUAACACGGCAAUAACAUGGAAAUAACACCCCAGUAACAGACCAGUAAUACCCCAGUAACACCGCGAUAUAGCACCCCAGUAAUACCCCAGUAACACGGAAGUAACACCCCAGUAACACGGAAACAAUACCCGAGUAACAGACCAGUAAUGCCCCAGUAACACCGCGAUAUAACACCCCAGUAACACCCCAGUAACACGGAAAUAACACCCCAGUAACACCAUGAUAUAACACCCCAGUAACAGGCCAGUAUCACCCCAGUAACACGAAAAUAAUACCCCAGUAACAGGGCACUAAUGCCCCAGUAACACCACGAUAUAACACCCCAGUAAGAGGCCAGCAUCACCCCAGUAACACCGCGAUGUAACAGCCCAGUAACAGCCCAGCAGCACCCCCAUGACACGCCAGUAUCACCCCAGUAACACCAUGAUAUAUCACCCCAGUAAGAGCCCAGCAGCAGUCCCAUGGCACGCCAGUAUCACGCCAGUAGCAGCCCAGCAGCAGUGGCAUGGCCCAGCAGCGCUCCCAUGACACCCCGAUCCAGGCGGAUGGGACGGACGGGAACUGCGUCACGUUCGUGCUGCACGACGAGGAUCACACCCUGGGCAACUCCCUGCGCUACAUGGUCAUGAAGAACCCUGACGUGGAGUUCUGUGGCUACUGCAUCACACACCCCUCGGAAAGCAAGAUCAACUUCAGGAUCCAGACCAGAGGGGCCCUUCCUGCUGUGGAGCCAUUCCGGAAAGGGCUGAAUGACCUGAUGGGUGUUUGCCAGCAUGUGCUCAACACCUUUGAGAGGAGCAUGAAGGAGUUCAGAGCACAGAAGGAGGAGGAGAUGCAGUAGCCUUUGGGAAUGGCAUGGAUGUGUAACCUCUGUGUGUUGAAUUCCCUGUGUCCAAACGAGUAUUUUCUUUAUUAAUAAAUGUAUUUUUUUAAUAAUAAAGUUUAUUAAUUUAGAUGC
This is a messenger RNA of Cyanistes caeruleus (blue tit), 1313 nucleotides long. The record is from RefSeq and is a predicted model, not a curated record. Lineage: Eukaryota; Metazoa; Chordata; Aves; Passeriformes; Paridae.